AUGGAGCCGGUAGAGACCUGGACCCCCGGGAAGGUGGCAGCUUGGCUGAGAGGCCUCGAUGAAUCCCUGCAGGACUAUCCCUUUGAGGACUGGCAGCUGCCUGGCAAGUACCUGCUCCAGCUCUGCCCCCGCAGCCUCGAGGCUCUAACUGUGUGGCCUCUGGGCCACCAGGAGCUCAUCCUGGAAGGCGUGGAACAGCUCCGGGCCCUGAGCUCCAGACUACAGACAGAGAACCUGCAAAGCCUGACAGAGGCGUUGCUGGAGGGGACCCAUGCCUUCCAGAGCUUAGUCCAGGGCCGCCUGGGGGACUGUGCCGAGACCCCUGCCGAUGUCCUCAGUGCGGCUGUGGAGCUGGUGCGUGAGGCCCAUGCCCUCCUCUUCUGGCUUAACAGGUACCUCUUCUCCCACUUAAAUGAUUUCUCAGCCUGCCAGGAGAUCGGGGAGUUGUGUGGCGAGCUGGGCCAGGCCUUGCAGGAGGACUGCCCAGCAGCUGCGAAGGAGAGCACAGUCCUGAGGAUCUGCAGCGAGGUGGCCACGAUCUGCCACAACAUCCUGAGCUACAGCCCGGAGGAGCUGCUGGAGCAGAGGGCUGUGCUUGAGCGGGUGCAGCUGGACGAUCCUUUGGGCCUGGAAAUCCACACCACCAGCAACUGCCAGCACUUCGUGUCCCGAGUGGGCACCCAGGUCACCACCGAGUCCCGACUGCAGAUCUUGCCUGGAGACGAGGUUGUCCAGAUCAACGAGCAGGUGGUGGUGGCCUGGCCCCAUAAGAAUGUGGUGAGGGAGCUGCUACGGGAGCCAGCCGGGGUCAGCUUAGUCCUGAAGAAGAUCCCUGUGCCAGAGACCCCCCCACAGACACCCCAACAGGCCCUGGACAGCCCACACCCGAGGAGCCAGUCGCCGUCCCUGGCCUCCUUGUCUCCCAGGGCCUCAUCUGAAGACCUCUUUGCCUUCGAUUUGACUUCAAACCCAAUUCCUGGGCCCAGCCCUGCCUGGAGAGACUCUACCUCCCUUGAUCCUGAGCCCCUGCCCACCCUCCCUACACUCCCAGCCACACCCCCAGCAGGGGUAGCAGAGACUCCUGAGGCUCCAGGGCCCCCACGAUGCCCUGACAAGAGUCCUGCUCUUGGUCGGAAGAAAUCAAAAGGCGUGGCGACACGGCUGAGCCGCCGGCGGGUGUCAUGCCGGCAGCUGGGCCGGCCGGACUGUGACGGCUGGCUCCUGCUGCGCAAGGCACCUGGUGGCUUCAUGGGCCCGCGCUGGCGCCGCUGCUGGUUUGUGCUCAAAGGACACACGCUCUACUGGUACCGCCAGCCCCAGGAUGAGAAGGCCGAGGGCCUCAUCAAUGUCUCCAGCUAUAGUCUGGAAAGUGGACAUGAUCAGAAGAAAAAAUAUGUGUUCCAGCUCACCCAUGACAUGUACAAACCCUUCAUCUUUGCUGCCGAUACCCUGACGGAUCUGAGCAUGUGGGUGCGCCACCUCAUUACCUGCAUUUCCAAGUACCAGUCUCCAGGCCGGGCUCCCCCACCCCGAGAGGAAGACUGCUACAGUGAGACGGAAGCAGAAGACCCUGACGAUGAGGCUGGGUCCCGCUCAGCCUCGCCCAGCUCGGCUCAAGCUUGGAGUCCACUCCAUGGAGACACCUCCCCUGCAGCCACCCCCACACAGCGCAGCCCACGGACCUCCUUUGGCUCCCCAGCAGACAGCGGCGAAGGGGCACUGGAAGGAAUGGUACGGGGGCUGAGGCAGGGUGGCGUGUCGCUUCUGGGCCAGCCACAGCCCCUGACCCACGAACAGUGGCGGAGCUCUUUCAUGCGGCGCAACCGAGACCCCCAGCUCAAUGAGCGAGUGCACCGUGUGCGGGCGCUACAGAGCACACUCAAGGCAAAACUGCAGGAGCUGCAGGCUCUGGAGGAAGUGCUAGGGGACCCCGAGCUGACGGGAGAGAAGUUCCGCCGGUGGAAGGAGCAGAACCAAGAGCUGUACUCAGAGGGCCUGGGGGCCUGGGGAGUGGUGCGGGCUGAGGGAAGCUCCUACAUCUCGACCUCUGACUCCAGAGAACAGUCCUCCGACCCCCUGCCCUCUGACCCCGAGGAGCACUCCCAUCUCUGCCCCCUGACCUCUGACCCUGGCCAGCACCCUAGCGCCUGA
This is a messenger RNA of Propithecus coquereli (Coquerel's sifaka), 2151 nucleotides long. It is a transcript of the gene CNKSR1, whose product is annotated as connector enhancer of kinase suppressor of Ras 1. The transcript has 21 exons. Gene Ontology annotation, molecular function: protein binding. Bases 1 to 2151 code for a protein of 716 amino acids. Lineage: Eukaryota; Metazoa; Chordata; Mammalia; Primates; Indriidae. The record is from RefSeq and is a predicted model, not a curated record.